UAUGACAUCCGGGCAUUGAAGGAAUACGGAUGCCUUUGUGCGCAGGCGUCGGAUAUUGACUUGCAACGUAACUUCCUUUAAUCGGGAACAUGGCGUCGGGUACAUUGUAUACUUUCCCAAACAACUUCAGGGCGUAUAAAGCUCUGAUAGCUGCCCAAUAUAGUGGUGCUAAACUGACUAUUCCAGCUGACUUCAAAUUCGGCGAAACGAAUCGAGACAGUCAAUUCCUAAAAAAGUUCCCGUUGGGAAAGGUACCCGCCUUUGAGUCAAAAGAUGGAGUUGCAUUGUUUGAAAGUAACGCUAUUGCUGCAUACGUUGGCAAUGCAAAAUUAAAUGGAGAAAAUCCUCAGAAUGCUGCUGAAGUGUUACAGUGGAUAAACUUUGGAGAUAAUGAAGUUUUACCAAAUGCCUGUACGUGGGUCUUCCCUUGUCUUGGAUUAGUACAAUUUAACAAACAGGAGACGGAGAAAGCCAAACAAAAUAUCAAGAAGGCUUUAGGUGUAUUAAAUGAGAGACUUUUAACGAGGACAUAUUUAGUUGGUGAUAGAAUAUCUCAAGCUGAUAUUAGUGUGGCUUGUAAUCUACUUAUGCUCUACCAAUAUGUUUUGGAGCCAGCGUUUAGAAAUGACUUCCAGAAUGUGAACAGAUGGUUUAAAACACUCAUCAACCAGAAAGAAUUUAAAUCUGUUAUUGGAACUAUUAAUUUAUGUGAUAAAAUGGCUCAAUUUGAUGGUAAGAGAAUUCAACUACGAUGA
Patella vulgata (common limpet) is the source of this 755-nucleotide messenger RNA. Its product is annotated as elongation factor 1-gamma. Lineage: Eukaryota; Metazoa; Mollusca; Gastropoda; Patellidae. The record is from RefSeq and is a predicted model, not a curated record. The coding region runs from base 90 to 755 and encodes 221 amino acids. Gene Ontology annotation, biological process: translational elongation. The transcript has 7 exons. Gene Ontology annotation, cellular component: cytoplasm; nucleus.